This is a messenger RNA of Opisthocomus hoazin, 1167 nucleotides long. The record is from RefSeq and is a predicted model, not a curated record. NCBI's taxonomy places the organism in Eukaryota, Metazoa, Chordata, Aves, Opisthocomiformes, Opisthocomidae.
AUGCGCUUCCCAGCCCAAUCCCAGUGUGCUUCGCACCCUUCACAGUCACCAAGUCCUCCUGCAUCACCAAGCCCUUCUCCAUCACCAAGCCCUUCUCCAUCACUGAGUCCUUCUCCACCACCAAGCCCUUCACACCCUUCUCCAUCACCAAGUUCUUCUGCACCACCAAGCCCUUCUCCACCACCAAGCCCUUCUGCAACACCGAACCCUUCUGCAUCACCAAGUCCUUCACCAUCACCAAGCCCCUCUGCAUCACUAACAAGCCAUUUGGCAUCACCAAACCCUUCUCCAUCACUGAGCUCUUCGCCAUCACCAAGCCCUUCUCCAUCACCAAGUCCUUCUGCAUCAAGUCCUUCACCAUCACCGAGUCCUUCUGCAUCACCGAGUUCUUCACCAUCACUGAGUCCUUCACCAUCACCAAGCCCUUCUGCAUCACCAAGCCCUUCUGCAUCACCGAGUCCUUCUCCACCACCAAUCACCAAGUCCUCCUGCAUCACCAAGCCCUUCUCCAUCACCAAGCCCUUCUCCAUCACUGAGUCCUUCUCCACCACCAAGCCCUUCACAGUCACCAAGUCCUCCUGCGUCACCAAGCCCUUCUGCGUCACCAAGCCCUUCUCCAUCACCAAGCCCUUCUCCAUCACUGACCCUUCUGUACCACCAAGUCCUUCUGCAUCACCGAACCCUUCUCCAUCACUAAGCCCUUCGCCAUCACCAAGCCCUUUUGCAUUACCAAGUCCUUCUCCCUUCUCCAUCACCAAGUUCUUCUGCACCACCAAGCCCUUCUCCACCACCAAGCCCUUCUGCAACACCGAACCCUUCUGCAUCACCAAGUCCUUCACCAUCACCAAGCCCCUCUGCAUCACUAAGUCGUCCUGCAUCACCGAACCCUUCACCAUCACCGAGCUCUGCACCAUCACUGAUCCUUCUGCAUCACCGAGUUCUUCACCAUCACUGAGUCCUUCACCAUCACCAAGCCCUUCUGCAUCACCAAGCCCUUCUGCAUCACCGAGUCCUUCUCCACCACCAAGCCCUUCACCAUCACCAAGCCCUUCCCCAUCACCAAGCCCUUCUGCAACACCAAACCCUUCACCAUCACCAAGUCCUUCACCAUCACCAAGCCCAAGCCCUUCUCCAUCACCAAGCCCUUCUCCAUCACCAAGCCAAUGA